Molecule: messenger RNA, 2878 nt
Organism: Esox lucius (northern pike)
Lineage: Eukaryota; Metazoa; Chordata; Actinopteri; Esociformes; Esocidae
Gene: bbs7
Product: Bardet-Biedl syndrome 7
Exons: 19
Coding region: 402-2552 (716 amino acids)
Biological process (GO): non-motile cilium assembly; intracellular transport; intracellular protein localization
Cellular component (GO): neuron projection; axoneme; BBSome
Molecular function (GO): protein binding
Source: RefSeq, a predicted model, not a curated record
ACGAAUUUGUUGUCCAUAGCAACUGCAGAAUCAGAUGUUACUCAAGUGAAUUUUAAAAUGUAAAUUAUGUAACAAGCUUUAUGAUUUAGAUUACUUAAACAACCAGGUACUAGCUAUAUGGAAAACGGUGGUCAGUGUGUAACGUGUCAAUUGCGAAUACAGUGUUAGCCGAGUUUGCUGUUAAAUUAGCCAACUAGGCUAAUCCCUGCCUACCGUUACAGUAAUACAGUACAGUUCAGGAUAAUCCCAAUCUGAAUAGAUGUUAUUUGCUAACAUUGCUUAUUGUUAGCUAGCUAACUAACAACUGUCUGACUGUAUUAGCGAACUUGACUGUACACGUUAAUCAGAACUGCACACCGAUUGUCUGCACAUUUUAGUAGAUACAUCAAGAGAGGAAUAUCAUGGAGAUCAACCUCAAUCGAAUUGAUUAUCUGCAGGUUGGGGUGACUUCGCAGAAAACCAUGAGGCUCCUCCCUGCCGUGGGACGUAAAGCAACCCAAAAGGUUGCCGUUGCCGAUUAUGAUGGAGUUAUAACCUGUUUUGGGAUGAAAAAAGGAGAAGCUGUGCCUGUGUUUAAGACCUUGCCAGGGCAGAAGAUCGCUAGGUUGGACCUUGGUGGGGCGAUUGGAACCCCGCAGGAGAAGAUUUUUGUGUGUGCCGGCUCUGAGGUGAAGGGAUUCACCAAGAAAGGCAAACAGUUCCUGUCGUUUGAGGCCAACCUUACAGAAAGCAUUAAUGCCAUGCACGUUUCAGGAGCAGAUCUUUUUGUGUGCGCAAGUUACAUCUACAACCACUAUUGUGACUGCAAGGAUCAGGACUACUAUCUGUCCGGGGACAAAAUCAAUGACAUCGUGUGUCUGCCUGCUGAGAACCUGGGCCGCAUCGUCCCCGUGUUGGCAUGUCAGGACCGCGUUCUCAGGGUGUUAAAGGGAUCUGAGCUGUUGUACGAUAUUGAAGUCCCCGGACCACCUUGCGUUCUGGAACUGUACAACAGAGAUGGAGGGACUAAUGGGGAAGACAUCCUCUAUGGAACUAUAGAUGGCAAACUGGGACUGAUUAGGAUUACAGAUAGCUCAUCCUCUUCUAAAUGGGAGAUUGGUAAUGAGAAGAAGAAAGGAGGUGUUUUGUGCAUGGACACUUUUGAUAUCAUGGGUGACGGGGUGAAGGACAUCCUGGUUGGCAGGGAUGACGGGACAGUGGAGGUCUAUGGGUUUGACUGCUCCAACGAGCCCACGUUGCGCUUUGAGCAUGUGUUGUCGGAAAGCAUCACCUCUAUCCAGGGUGGCUGUGUUGGGAAGGAGUCUUAUGAUGAGGUUCUGACAGCCACAUACACAGGAUGGGUGACAGGGCUGACUACAGAGCCCCAGCAGGCAGAGGCGGGCCCUGGAGAGGAAGUCAAGAUGAGCCGUGAGACCCAGAGCAAAGUGGCAAGCCUUAGGGCGGAGCUUGACCAACUGCAGAUGAAAGUCCUUCAGGGGCGCGAAAAGUACCAGCAAACCUCCCAGUCCAGCACGGCUGUCUCUGCUGUGCCCAUGUUCAGCGUCAACGAUAAGUUCACCCUUUGUCAGGACGAUGCCAGCUACAGCCUCGCCCUCGAAGUGCAGACCGCCAUCGACAACCUGCUUCUGCAGAGCGACGUACCGAUUGAUCUGCUGGACGUUGACAAGAACUCCGCUGUCGUGAGUUUCAGCGAAUGUGAUUCAGAGCAGCCGAAUGGAAAUUUCCUCCUUGCUACAUACAGAUGCCAAGCAAAUACUACACGGCUUGAGCUGAAGGUCAGGUCCAUUGAGGGCCAGUACGGUACUCUACAGGCCUACAUCACCCCACGCCUGCAACCCAAGACCUGCCAGGUCCGCCAGUACCUCAUCAAACCCUUAUCUCUUCACCAGAGAACACACGCCAUCGACCAGGACAGACCCAUGAAUACUUUGAGUCUAGUUGGCCAAUUCAGCUUUGCAGAGAUCCACUCCUGGGUGGUCUUCUGCUUGCCAGAGGUCCCAGAGAAGACCCCAGCCGGGGAGAAUAUAACUUUCUACUUCCAGAACACUUUCCUUGGAACGCAGCUGGAAGCCACAUACUGUAAAGGGGAGAGCCACUUCAAGUCAGACAACAUUUCUACCAUCUCCAUACUGAAAGAUGUCCUCUCCAAAGAAGCCACCAAAAGAAAAAUCAAUCUCAACAUUUCUUAUGAUAUCAAUGACGACUCAGUGGGUCACACACUCAAGAUGAUUCACCCUAAACUCGAGUAUCAGCUGCUAUUAGCCAAAAAGGUUCAGCUGAUUGACGCAUUGAAAGAGCUUCAGGUUCACGAGGGGACUGCAGACUUCCUCAUCCCUGAGUAUCGUAACAUUCUAGACGAGGCUGCCUAUUUGCUAGAAGAAUACAAGAAGCAACCAGCUCACCUGGAAAGAUUAUAUGGUAUGAUAACAGACCUCUUCAUCGACAAAUUUAAAUUCAAAGGACAGAAUGUGAAGACAAAGGUGUCAUUGCUGUUAGAAAUUUUGGAUAACUACGAUCUGGAUUCUUUGAUGAAUUUCUUUAAUGAGGCAUAAUGACAAACAUUGGGACAACCAUUUUUGACUUUGUAUUUGUAAUAUCUUUUGUAUUGUGAUUUAUUGUAUAUAGUUAACUAUUUAUAUUAGUUUUUCUGUGAGAUAUUCAUAGAAUUAUGUAACAUAAUAUGAAGUAUUUAAGUUAACUGUCAAUAGCAUAUGCAUAUGGAAUUUCUUAAUUUCCAUUGGCAAUAAGACCUAUAUUUUGUUGGUUUAUAGCUGUAAUAUUAUUUUCUAUACUCUUUUUGUUAGGUUUGCUGUAUCAUUCUUCAAUUGUAUCUUUUUAGACUACAAAAAUUAUAAUCAUAGAAAAUAUAUUUCAAUAU